CAUAUUUAAUGACUUCUUAUCUCUAUUGAAAUGAUACGUCAAUAUCAAGUAUUAAUUGUACGAAUAUAGGAAUGGAAUCCAUCAAUCUCACCGACAUAUCAUUUAAUAAAAAAUUUAAAUGGUUAAAUAAACCUUCCAGUUAUAAAUUAGAUGGAGAUGUUCUUAUAGUGACGAUUGAUAAUAAAACAGAUUUUUGGCAAGAGACGUGGUACAACUUUCGUGUUAAUACUGGCCAUAUUUUUGGCGCCGAAAUUAAAGGAGAUUUUAGUUUAGAAAUAUGUGUAGAAGCCGAUUUCACGACUCUCUAUGAUCAAGCUGGGCUGAUGAUAUAUGCUGAUGAAAAACAUUGGCUUAAAGCAGGCAUCGAGUACAAUGACGGCCAGCCUAUGAUAGGCAGCGUACUCACUAGAGACUUCUCCGAUUGGUCGACUGGUGUAUUCACAGAGGAUCCACGCAAGUUCUGGUUACGUAUGACUAAAGUAAAAAACGUUUUAUGCGUCAAAUACUCAGCUGACAACACAACAUGGCGUCUACUUAGACUGUGUCCCUUUGCAGUCGAUAAAUAUUUGGUAGGUCCGAUGUGUUGUUCGCCGCAGAGGGAAGGAUUGAUUGUUAAAUUCAGUGAGACGAAGUUCAGUAAACCGCCGGAGGAUAUAUUACAUUCAAAUUAAGUUAAAAUCGUAACAAAUAAGGCUAAAACACAUGAUUGGUGGAUUUGAGAGUUAUAUACCUUACCUUGCAGGGAUAAAGUUGAGAAUUUACUUAUUUAAGAAAUACUAACAGUUUAUAAAGUCUUUUUAAGGAAAUUGAUUGCUGGCGUAAUCAUAUAGUUAUAUUUUAUUCAAUAUAUAAACAAAAUAAAUUUAAUUCUCUAUUAAAGUUAAAUAACUUCUAUAG
Molecule: messenger RNA, 897 nt
Organism: Danaus plexippus (monarch butterfly)
Lineage: Eukaryota; Metazoa; Arthropoda; Insecta; Lepidoptera; Nymphalidae
Exons: 3
Coding region: 72-671 (199 amino acids)
Source: RefSeq, a predicted model, not a curated record